AUGCGCACCUGCCUUUGCAACACGCUAUUCCUGAAGUGUUUGCAGCGCGGCAUUCGCCAAGCCCUCGUUGUGAUUGUACAUUCUAACCAAAAACGUUUCUGUCACUUCAGUUACAUUGACUUCUUUUCUGAAACCCCUUCUACCUGCAAUCUCAUUUCUGUUGAGAAGGUCGCCGGCGAUGAUGAUCAUGUGAAUGCUUUGGACAAUGAGAAGGCAGAUGAAGCUGUUGAUGAGAAUAUGAGCAGCAAUGACAGCAUCUAUGAAGAUUAUGAGAUGAUUGAUGCCUCUGCAUUAUCCUUAUUCACAUCUCUACCUCCCUCAUUUUGA
Histoplasma mississippiense is the source of this 327-nucleotide messenger RNA. RefSeq lists its product with no specific name. The transcript is spliced from 3 exons. The coding region runs from base 1 to 327 and encodes 108 amino acids. NCBI's taxonomy places the organism in Eukaryota, Fungi, Ascomycota, Eurotiomycetes, Onygenales, Ajellomycetaceae. The record is from RefSeq and is a predicted model, not a curated record.